UCCCAUCUUUUUUCUGAUAGAUGAGAGAGAACACACCAGUCGCUCAACUGUAGAAGCUGUUCAGGUAGAGAAAGAAGUGAACUUUAGUUACUUAUAAUCAGCCAUGAAAGCCUCCCAUCAGCAACAUAUAAUUGGAGUCCCAAUUAGCUCAGCAGGAUUCCUAAUUGAGAGGUCACUAAAGGGACAGUGCUUACCUGAUCCUUCUGGCCAGCACAAUCUACCACCUCCUAAAAAAGGGUCUUCUACAUGCAAACAAAGUGGAGUAGGUUCAGCUUUAAGUAGGAUAAACAAGCUUGGGGAAAAUGCAGACAGGUUUACGCAUGGCGUCAGAGAGCAUGUGAGACUGGCGCCCAAGAUCACCGAAACUUUGAAGGGAAAACUGAGCUUGGGGGCUAGAAUUCUUCGAGUAGGUGGCGUGGAGAAAGUCUUCAAGCAGUUAUUUGAUGUUAGAGAAGGAGAGAAGCUGCUGAAGGCUUCUCAAUGCUACUUGUCAACCACAGCUGGCCCUAUAGCAGGCCUCCUCUUCAUCUCCACAGACAAGGCUGCUUUUUGCAGUGAGAAAGCCAUUAAAUUCUCCACUCCAGGUGGAGAAUUAACUAGAAUAUAUUACAAGGUCUUGAUCCCAGUACGAAAGAUAAAAAGAGUCGACCAAAGUGAAAAUUUGAAGAAGCCUUCGCAGAAGUACAUAGAUAUAGUUACCACUGAUAAUUUUGAGUUUUGGUUUAUGGGUUUCAUUCAUCAUCAGAGAGCAUUCAAGUAUAUUUGUUACCGUAUACAAUUAAUUAGAUGCUGUAUAGAUUGCUAUUAG
Messenger RNA from Carya illinoinensis, 808 nucleotides. RefSeq names its product GEM-like protein 4. The coding region runs from base 104 to 808 and encodes 234 amino acids. NCBI's taxonomy places the organism in Eukaryota, Viridiplantae, Streptophyta, Magnoliopsida, Fagales, Juglandaceae. The transcript is spliced from 4 exons. The record is from RefSeq and is a predicted model, not a curated record.